Messenger RNA from Hyaloscypha bicolor E, 2630 nucleotides. RefSeq lists its product as uncharacterized. NCBI's taxonomy places the organism in Eukaryota, Fungi, Ascomycota, Leotiomycetes, Helotiales, Hyaloscyphaceae. The coding region runs from base 287 to 2356 and encodes 689 amino acids. The record is from RefSeq and is a predicted model, not a curated record. The transcript is spliced from 5 exons. Gene Ontology annotation, biological process: amine metabolic process. Gene Ontology annotation, molecular function: quinone binding; primary methylamine oxidase activity; copper ion binding.
GCUUCGACUAGGCAGAGCAGCGGCGGUAUGUCGAAGCUAUCGUGCAUACGGAAGGGUUGCUGGCCUGGCCAGUCAAUCCUCACCCAGCUUCAGAUAAUUGAAUUACCUUUUAUCUCUUCCGUUGGUCCUUUGACCCGAUUGAUACACCAAGUCCCGAAUCUCUUCUAUAUCAUUGUCUGAUCUUCCCAGAUCUGCUUUCUUUGUUUGCUAUACCUUUUGCUUGCUAACACAGUGUUUUCGUACCUACCGAGCAUAACAUACAGCUGCGAAGGUAAAUCAGCACGAAAUGGCCCUCGAAAGACUCAAGUCAGUUGCCCAGCACGUCGCUGGCACAGGCCCUCCUCCUCACCCAUUCGAUCCCCUCUCCAAUGCCGAGAUCGAGAAGGUAGUUUCGAUCAUCCGCAGCGCGCACGGGAAGCUCUUCUACAAUGCUGUCACGCUCCGGGAACCGAAGAAGCAGGAGAUGCUGAGAUGGCUCGAGAAUUCAACAUCUUCGCCGAGGCCGACAAGAGUGGCAGAUGUCGUCGCUCUUGCGCCGGGAGGAGCAGUGUUUGAUGGCUUGGUGGACUUGGAGGCGGGGAAAAUCACCAAGUGGGAGAAGCUUGAGGGUGUUCAACCGCUGAUCACUAUGGAAGACCUCCAGAUCGUAGAGCACGUCUGCCGGAAAGACCCCAAGGUCAUUGAGCAAUGCGUGUUGAGCGGGAUACCAGCGUCGGACAUGCACAAGGUUUACUGCGAUCCUUGGACAAUUGGAUACGACCACAGAUUCGGCAGCGAUAUUCGAUUGCAGCAAGCACUUAUGUACUACCGACCACACGUUGAUGACAGCCAAUACUCGUUUCCCCUCGACUUCUGCCCCAUCUUCGACGCUGACAAGCAAGAGAUCAUUCACAUCGACAUUCCCGAGAUCCGCAGACCAGUCAGCAAGGCGAAGCCCAACAAUUAUCAUGCUGCCAGUAUCGAGGUAGAGGGAGGAUAUAGGAAAGAUAUCAAGCCCAUCAAUAUCACACAACCAGAGGGUGUCUCAUUUAAGGUGGAAGGACGAGUGAUUGACUGGCAGAACUGGAAAGUCCAUGUUGGAUUCAACUACAAGGAGGGAAUUGUGCUCAACAAUAUCACAUACAAUGACAAGGGAACUGUUCGGCCUAUUUUCUACAGACUUUCGUUGGCGGAGAUGGUGGUGCCUUACGGAAACCCGGAACAUCCUCACCAACGGAAGCAUGCUUUCGACCUUGGAGAGUAUGGUGGAGGAUACAUGACCAAUAGUCUCUCCCUUGGCUGUGAUUGCAAGGGGGCCAUUCAUUAUAUGGACGCAGCAUUCGUCAACCGUGCUGGAGAAAGCACCACAAUCAAGAAUGCCAUUUGCAUCCAUGAAGAGGAUGCAGGCAUUUUAUUCAAACAUACAGAUUUCCGUGACGAUUCGGUCAUCGUCACCAGAGGCCGGAAACUCAUCAUCUCGCACAUUUUCACGGCUGCGAACUACGAAUACUGCGUUUACUGGAUCUUCCACCAAGACGGCACUGUUCAACUCGAGAUCAAGCUCACAGGUAUCCUAAACACAUACGCCAUGAAUCCGGGUGAGGAUACCAAAGGAUGGGGAACAGAAGUCUAUCCAGGAGUUAAUGCUCACAACCAUCAACAUCUCUUCUGUUUGCGGAUCGAUCCUAACAUCGAUGGCCCAAACAACACGGUCUUCCAAGUCGACGCUUCCCAGGGUGCAGGCGAGGUAGGUAGUAAGGAGAACUUUUAUGGAAAUGCCUUCUAUGCCAAGAGGACCAAGUAUUCGACUGUUAAGGAGGCAGUCAGUGAUUAUGAUGGAGUUACUUCGCGAACUUGGGAUAUGUGCAACCCCAACAAACUAAAUCCACACAGCCACAAGCCUGUCAGCUACAAGCUCGUGAGUAGAGAAGUCCCCAAACUUCUUCCCAAGGAAGGUUCUUUGGUUUGGAAGCGUGCAGGUUUCGCCCGUCACGCUGUCCAUGUCACACAAUACGACGACGACCAAAUACUCCCCGCCGGCCGGCACGUCCCCCAAACCUCAGGCGAACCCUCUCGAGGUAUCCCCGAAUGGAUCGCGAACGGCGAUGCCUCAAUCGACAAUACCGACAUCGUCCUCUGGCACACCUUCGGCAUCACGCAUUUCCCUGCCCCUGAGGACUUCCCUGUCAUGCCUGCAGAACCUAUGACAUUGUUGCUGCGACCAAGGAAUUUCUUCGCACGGAAUCCAGCGCUUGAUGUACCGCCUAGCUAUUGCAGUACGCCGAGCCAAGUUGCGAGUAAGGAGAAGGUGUUGGAUGCUGCGGAUAAGAUGUCGAAGCUGGUUGUUACUGGUGGCGAGGCGUGUUGUAAAAAGUAAAGUGACGGUUUGGGUCUGGUUUCUUGAUCGUUUGACAUGAAAUGUAUAUUUUCGCAUCCCCUGCUCCCAUUUUCGAAUCCUGGUCAUGUAUAUGAUAUAUCGCGAGUUUUCGUAGCCCAGAGGUUGGAGGGUGAUCAUUUUGGCAAAUCGUCUAGAGGAACAUAGACCUGAGCUCAAAGAAUAAUGACAGCAGGCUCCAUUUCUCUUCAGAUCUAGUCUCUGGACUUAAGCAGCGGCUCGUUUCUGAGCGUUUCUGAGAAUUCCUGAGCACGAC